Messenger RNA from Trichechus manatus latirostris (Florida manatee), 2226 nucleotides. RefSeq names its product somatostatin receptor 3 (gene SSTR3). Gene Ontology annotation, biological process: neuropeptide signaling pathway. The transcript is spliced from 2 exons. Gene Ontology annotation, cellular component: neuron projection; plasma membrane. Bases 131 to 1414 code for a protein of 427 amino acids. Gene Ontology annotation, molecular function: neuropeptide binding; somatostatin receptor activity. NCBI's taxonomy places the organism in Eukaryota, Metazoa, Chordata, Mammalia, Sirenia, Trichechidae. The record is from RefSeq and is a predicted model, not a curated record.
GCUGUGGGGGCACCCGGGGCCUGGGCAGGGAGAGGGGGCUGCUGGAUGAUCACCAGCCUGGCGGCAAGGAGGGGAGCCCUCACCCUGUAGGCAGGCCAGUAGCUGACUGCUGACCGCCCUUCCUUUGGCCAUGGACAACCCUGGCUACCCUCCACUAGUGCCCACGACCUUGGAACCUGGGAAUACCUCCUCGGCCUGGCCCCUGGACGCUGCACUGGGAAACAAGUCGGGAGGCCCAAGCCCGGCAGGGCUGGCUAUCAGUGGCAUUCUGAUCCCCCUGGUGUACCUGGUAGUGUGCGUGGUGGGCCUGCUAGGCAAUUCACUGGUCAUCUACGUGGUCCUUCGGCACACGGCCAGCCCGUCAGUCACCAAUGUCUACAUCCUCAAUCUGGCGCUGGCUGACGAGCUCUUCAUGCUGGGGCUGCCCUUCCUGGCUGUUCAGAAUGCCCUGUCCUACUGGCCCUUUGGCUCCUUCAUGUGCCGCCUGGUCAUGGCCGUGGAUGGCAUCAACCAGUUCACCAGCAUCUUCUGCCUCACUGUUAUGAGUGUGGACCGAUACCUGGCGGUGGUGCACCCGACCCGCUCGGCCCGCUGGCGAACGGCGCCCGUGGCUCGCACUGUCAGCGCGGCAGUCUGGGUGGCCUCAGCCGUGGUGGUGCUGCCUGUGGUGGUCUUCUCGGGUGUGCCCCGUGGCAUGAGCACCUGCCACAUGCAGUGGCCUGAGCCGGCGGCAGCCUGGCGGACCGGCUUCAUCAUCUACACGGCCGCCCUGGGCUUCUUCGGGCCACUGCUGGUCAUCUGCCUCUGCUACCUGCUCAUCGUGGUGAAGGUGCGCUCCGCAGGGCGGCGGGUAUGGGUGCCCUCGUGCCAGCGGCAUCGGCGCUCCGAGCGCAGGGUCACACGCAUGGUGGUGGCUGUGGUGGCACUCUUCGUCCUUUGCUGGAUGCCCUUCUAUGUGCUCAACAUCGUCAACGUGGUGUGCCCACUGCCUGAGGAGCCUGCCUUCUUUGGCCUCUACUUCCUGGUGGUGGCGCUGCCCUAUGCCAACAGCUGUGCCAACCCCAUACUGUAUGGCUUCCUCUCUUAUCGCUUCAAGCAGGGCUUCCGCAGGGUCCUGCUACGGCCUUCCCGCCGAGUGCACAGCCAGGAGCCCAAGGCAGGGCCUCCAGAGAAGACCGAGGAGGAGGAUGAGGAGGAGGAUGGAGAGGAGGGCGAGGCGGAGGGCAGGGGAGAGGGAGCACAGAAGCAGGAAGAGGGGAAGGAGAUGAAAGGCCGGGUCAGCCAGAUCACCCAGCCUGGCACAAGUGGGCAGGAGCAGCCACCCAGCAGCUCAAUGGGCAAAGAGCAGCAGUCCCUGCCUCGAGAGCCCUCUGCUGGGGAGAAGUCCAGUGCGCUGCACAUCAGCUAUCUGUAGUGGCCUGGGGAGGGCCAGGGAAGCCUAAGGAAGAGGCAGAGCCUGUGGGUAUGCCCUGGCAUGCUGCCCGGGGUGCCAGAGACUCACAAUGGGACUUGCUAUGUGACCACAGGUAGGUCAUACCCCUUCUCUGGGCCUGGCUUGCUCCUCUCUGACUCAGGGAUGGGGUAAUCAGCCCCAGUGAGAUCUGACAGGCAAGAGGUCUGGAAGGGCCUCACCGCUGGUCUGACCUUUCUGAGCUGGGUCCAGGUCACAGGGUCCUGACCUUCCCCAACUCUAGGGGACUUGGAGCAUCUCGGGGCAUCAGCCCUCAGAGGGAUAGAGCAAGUCCUGGAUUUCCUGGGCUUGAAGUCAGAGAUAUGGGAGAUGCUGGGGCUGGACUGGAUCCCCAGGUAGAAGGAAGUCUUACCUGGUGGGGAGGAGGUGGAGCAGCUCAGGCCCACCCAGAUUGGCUCUGCCCCACGGGCAGUGUGGCCUUGUGUCAGCUCGUGCCUCCUGGACCUCGGGACCUCACCCGAUAGACAACCCGAUAACCUCGGCCCUUUUGACCCAGAUAGUUUUUGUGGGGACUCCUGCGCUCCUGGACAUGGUAAUCAGAGGGGGUUUUUCCAGGAAGCUAACUGAGCCGAGCUUCAGUGCCCCUUAUUGUGUGGACCCUUGCAAGGCCCUGCACUUAAUUUCGCACUUGUAAUUUUGUAUUCCUUUUCUUAAAAGAGGGUCCCAAAUUAUAUAAACUUGAACCCAUUGAUUUACCCAUUGCCGUGGAGUCGAUUCUGACUCAUAGUGACCCUACAGGACAGAGUAGAAUUGCC